GUGCGCGUAGUGAGGGCAACUCCCCUCUUUCAGGAGCCCUUUUCGUGCUUGAGCGGCCGGCCGGUGGCGGCCGGGGAGAAGCGAGAGGUAGAGCGGGGCUAAAGCUCUCCGGACCUCGUUUUUCUACCCCUACGUCGGCCAGGGGGACUCUCCCACCGCUUUUAAAGCCCUUGCAGCCAUCCCGCCUAGAAUCUUAUUGAUCGUUGUUAUUUUGUUUUAAUCCCCUUUCAAAAGUUUUCUCGACUUCGGAGGUGCGCUUAAGAGACUUAGAGGCGAAAGGGAGAAAAGCGGCUGCUUUGCUGGCUGGAAAAGGGGACUGUGGACCAGAAGACCCUCCAUUGGCAAGAAGAUUACUUCUUUUUUUCUUUUCUUUUCUUUUUUAAAGACUUUUCAUCUCCCCGCCAAGAAUCCCCGAUGCAAAUGCUGGCGCCGUCCUUCCUCCUUUACGUGGUAGCCUGGGCCACUUUUUGGCCCCAGCAGCAGGGAUUCUCCGCCGCCGCCGGCAGCCAGAGCGGGUCGAUCAGAGCCUUGCGCGCCUCGAACCGGCGGCGAGAUGAAAGUAAUCAUCUCACAGCCUUAUAUAAGAAAGAAGAGACCAUCAAUGUUUGGGAAAAUGGUUACAUCCAGAGCCCUCGUUUCCCACACAAUUAUCCUAGGAAUCUGUUGCUGACUUGGAAGCUACGUUCACCAGGAAAUGCUAGAAUACAGCUGGUGUUCGAUCAUCAGUUUGGCCUGGAGGAACCAGAGAACGAUAUCUGCAGAUACGAUUUUGUGGAAGUGGAGGAUAUUUCUGAAAUUAGCACUCUCAUCCGAGGACGGUGGUGUGGAUAUAAAGACUUCCCUCCCAAAAUAACAUCAAAGACAAACCAGCUGAAGAUCACCUUCAAAUCAGAUGACUUCUUUGUGGCUAAACCAGGAUUCAAGAUUUACUAUUCCCUGGUGGAUGAUCUUCAGCCUGUUGCAUCUGAAACCAACUGGGAAUCAGUCACAAGCCCGGUCUUGGGCAUUUCCUAUCACUCUCCAUCAGUGACUGACCCCACUCUUACUGUGGAAGCCCUAGAUGAAACCGUUGCUGGGUUUGAUACUGUGGAGGAAUUGCUCAAGCACUUUAACCCAGAUACAUGGCAAGAAGACCUGGAUCACCUGUACACAGAGAGCGCCCCCCCUCGAGGCAGAAGUUUCUAUGAGAGGAAGUCGAAAGUUGAUUUAGACAGGCUGAACGAUGAGGCAAAGCGUUACAGCUGCACUCCGAGGAAUUACUCUGUCAACGUUAGGGAGGAGCUGAAGCAAAGCAAUGCCGUCUUUUUCCCUCGCUGCCUCCUUGUCCAGCGCUGUGGAGGAAACUGUGGUUGUGGAACAACAAAUGGGAAAUGCGCUUGUACGGCAGGAAAACUGGUGAAGAAGUAUCAUGAGGUGCUGAGAUUUAUCCCUGAAGCAGGUCAUCUCAGAAGGAGGGGCAAAACCAAGCACAACAUGUCACUGAUCGAUAUUCAACUGGAGCACCAUGAACGUUGCGACUGUGUCUGCAGUGCAAGGCCACCGCGAUAAAAAAAAAACCCAGAGCGUCUGGUUUUAUGCGCAACUUAAAAAGGACCUCUUUCUCUUGGGAGAAGGAGCUGUCCGUACUGAUUUGCCCAGCGAACUAUGCUAAAAGCCUGCCUCCAUAGCCUUUUGAUUUGAAGUGCUAGAUGCCAUGACAGCUUCCCCUUAAUAAAGCAGAUUGACAACUCUGAAAUGCAAAUCUGGGAUUGAGUUUAGAAAACAAAUGAACUCGAGGGCUGAAUGUUUUCAGGCUUACGAUGAAAAUCGGGCUGCAUGAUGGCAGCACUCUUUUGGUUGAAUUCUUAGCUGGCUUUUACAAUUCUUCAUGCAUGCAUGUACUCACAAUACUUUUGCACAAAAUCCUUUGCACAAACACACUUAAGCACACUUACAGUCCAACUUAAGGAAAAAGGAACUCCUGUAUGGGCAAAAUAGCUAAUUUAUAGACAGCCACCAACAAAUACAGGUAUAUUAGGUUUACAGAACCCUGGUGCUGCAGUAGAAGUAUAAGAGUAGCAAUAGUAUCUAGCAUCUAGCCAUGCAGACAUCACAUCUAGAUAUAUGCAUUACAAUAGUCUGAUCACAGCAAGCAAGUUUGAGCAUUAAGCAAGCUGGAUCCAUGGUUGCUAAAGUCCAUAUUGGUAGUCCUUGAUUUAUGAGCACAGUUGGGACCAGAACUUCCAUUACUAAGCAAUAGAAUCAUUAAAUGAAUCAUCACAUUAUUGCAACUCAUUUCAUGAUCUUUUUGUGCUGUGGUCAUUCAAAGCAAAUCACACGGUCUUUAAGUGAAUUUGGCUUUACUCCUUGGCUUUGCUCAUCAGAAGCCAGCUGGGGAGAUUGCAAAUGGGGAUCAUAUGACUCACAAUGGAUGCUGCAACCAUUGUAAAUAUGUGCCGGUUGCAAAUCUCCUGAAUCAUUAUCGCGUGUCCGCAAGGACACUGCAGCAAUCGUAAGUGUAUUCAUAACUUUGAAUGGUCACUAAAUGAAUGGUUGUAAAUCAAGGACUACCUGUAUAUAAUCCGGUUAUUUACAUAGAUUUAUGAAUCAUUCUUCCCUGAACUGGCCUAGUUCCCUCAAAGUACAGGUUUCAAAAUACCAUGCUGAUAUUCAUUCAAAUUAUCAUCUUUUAUGGGUGGCAAAGUUAUCACCAUUCAGAAAAACUUUGUAGAAUUGUUGCUAUCCAGAUCAGAAAGAUUCUUCCUCGGCCUUGUAAAUAAAUACAUCUUUUGAGUUUUGGCAACUUUUCCCAAACCGGUUCCUUCCAGAUGUAUUAGAAUCAAAUUAAGAAUCCUGGAACUAGUCCGACACAUAUGGGGAACCUCAAGUUGGAGGAGAAAAGCUACAGUGAACUCUUCAACACACGAUUGGGCUGAAAGGAAGUGAUAUACUCUAUCGCCCAAUUCAGUGAUUAUAACUUUGACAAACUCUUCACUUCUGAAUUUCAUGCCGAUCUGAUUUAGACAAAUCAAGCAAUAGUUUGAGUUAAAAAUGGUUGUUCCAUCCUAUGAGGGCUGUUUCAAACUGAGAAUAUUUGUGGAAUAAUUGGAAUAGCUUGCUGGGAGUCUAAAAUAACCUCUUUCAAUUUCAAAACAUAUUUCAAAUCAACACUUUGCCCAUUCCUAACAAGGACACAGAACUCUAGACAUAAAGAAGCAAGGCAUCUAACUAAAAAUCCAAGUUUAGUGAGGCCACCAGCAGAUCCAAAAGUUGGAGCUGGGAUUUCUUACUUCUCUCUCCUUCUCUCCCAUUUUAUAUAAUAUUUUAUCUGCUAGCAUGUUCAAACUGGAUCUAAUUCUAAUAAACUUGCUAUUCAUACAACAUAACCUUUCCCAAACUGGAUUCCUCUAGCUAUCCUGAACUAUACUAUCUAGACAGCUUUUAGCUCAUAAACUGUAGACCAAACUGUCAAAACUAGCUAGAACAGGAAAUGUACUGAAGAUAUGUGAAAGACGGAAGAUUGGUAUACAGAUAAUCUUCAACUUUACAUCACAAUUGAGCCCAAAACUUCCAUUGCUAAGCGAGACAGUUGCUUAGUGAGUUUUGCCCCCAUUUUUACAAUCUUUCUUGUGUUAGCGUUUCAGAGCAACCCAACACUUGUUAAGUGAAUCAGUGCAGUUGUUAAGUUAGUAACUCAGUUGUUAAACGAAUCUGGUUUCCUUGUUGACUAUGCUAGUCAGAACAUCACAAACGGUGACCCGGGGACACUGCAACCAUCAUAAAUAUGAGUUGGUUGCCAAGCGUCUCAAUUUCAAUCACGUGAAAUGAUCCUAAGUGUGAAAGGUCCUUUUUUUUCCAGUGUCGCCAUAACUUUGAACGGUCACUAAAUGAACUGUUGUAAGUCAAGGUUUAGCUAUAUAGCUCUGGAGAAUUCAAAAGGGCCUCAUAUGCUUUUGUGUGUGUGAAAAGCCAUGGAGGGUUUCAAGUCUGAAGUCCAUAAAAUGCUUCAAAGCACACAAGAAUGAAAACAUGUCCCUGGCAUCUUUUUGACUUUGAAAAGGAAGUGCUGCAUAAUAUUAUUUAGCUGCAAUCUUCACAAUAAUUGGCAAAUCAAUAUUUGUACGCUUCAAAGGCCGCCCCAUAGCUGAUACAGCAUUUCCACAACAAAGAUGAGAUCUGUACCGUUGACUUCUAGUUAUGGCUUCGGAAGGACAGAUUUAAAAAUCAGUAUAAUUUUAAGUACAUGCAGAAUGCAAUAUUCCUCACAUUACACAAAACAGUAUUAGUUAACUGCCAUCCCUAGUAGUUCCCAUGGCUGGCUGUAAUUUCCUGGGACUUAAAAAAAAAAAAAGAAUAAUUGGAAUUGUAUUUUGAAUAAGUAAUUUAUUGCCUUGAGCCUUACUUAGUUUUGCAAACUAAAUGUUUAUUGGGUUCAUACAAUAUUAAUAGCAUUCAUUUAGUUCCUGGCUGUUCAUAAAGGAUUUGAAAAGCUACAGGAUGGUUUCCUGGGGUUUUGAACCUCUAAUAGGAAAUUUCCUUGAUUGACUAUAUUUUCCAAUUAUUUUGUAUGCAUAUGUGUUCUGUACUUGUUAAAUGCACACAUAUACUAACUCAUUUCUUGUCUGAGAUAUCUAAAUAAAAGUGUAAGGCAAUUCAUGGUUAAGAGAACUGAAUGUUUGAUUUUAAAUGUAAAGGAGAAAAUAGGUAGAAGGCUUCCACUGAUAAAAUUACACUUUAUUUUUCUAUAUUGUUUUCUGAUUCUGUGCUUAAAGGAAGAAAAAAAUGGUUUUACAAUAGCAUUUCAUGUAUUAAACUAAAUUUGGCUUCUUAUCAGAUAAUAUUGUGAAUUUUUAAACCACUAUUGUUCUGUUAUUCUCUAAAUUGUUUCCUUUUAUUAAGCUGAAUGAUUUAUCUGCUUUCUUGUUAACUUCAUCAAAUUCUUCCUGAAAUACCGUUCAAAUUUUGAAGAAGUUACCACUUCCUAUUGUAAUGAAACACUGGAGAACAUAAAUAUUUCUUCUGUGUUUCUUUGUUUUUCCUUUCUUUUUAUGAAAUUUGCUUGUCUCUUUACUCAGUUACCUUUUGAGGUGCUUAAUUCAGUACACAAAUUUUAUUUUAAAGGAGUAGUUAUUAAGUCAAAGAUAUAUUAAGCCUUAUAUUUUAAAAAGAUUAUUCCCUAAAUACCUUGGUCAACAUUUCCAACAUUUCCAUAUGAAAACUGAGAAAAUGGCAUAUUGAACCAGUUCCUUUAUCAUCUGUAAUGGAAAUUAUUAACUAAACCACAGUUAAUAGUUUACUUGAAAGCAAUUGUUUAGUUAACUAAACUAUUGAUGGUACUGUUUAACUGGAUUAUGAUUUUGAUGUAGCUUGACUUAGAGCUUUGAAUCUUGACACUCUGCUUCAGAGAAAGAUAAUUACCCAUUUUAAAAUAUAAGCAUUCAGUAAAUAAAAGCAGGCCAAAUAUUAUAAACUAGUCCUUAAUUAAUUACUGUCUUUCAGCAUCAUUUCUGGCAACUUCAGCAUGGUAACACUGGUCUAGUAAACCUGUCAUGUGGUGGAAUGCACUGAAUCUACUACAUUUUGACAUUAUGAAAAUAACUGUUAAUAUUACAACUAUUUAGCGGUGGGUUCAGUCAUUUCUUUCUUAACUAAGGCAUGUUUUGGGCAAAAGAGAGAAAGGGGGAGAAUUCAAUCCAUUGACUGUUUGAUUCGGUUCAUAACAGAUAGAAAAACCCAUUUACUCCCAAGUAUUAAACAUAAUUGGAGAAACAUAAUGGUCAAAUGCAUGUGUCCAAGGGGAGGGCAAAUGGAAAAAUACAUAUUGCAAUUUCACAACACAAGCCUUUUUAUAUUGAACACACAUAUAGGGUCCCAAGGGUGCUUUUUCAAAAGGUAAUUGGGCUUCCUUUGUUUUUAUUUUGAAGACAUUUCUCUUCUCAUCCAAGAAGCUUCUUCAGUUCUUCGGAAGCAUUAGGGAUGAGAAGCGAAACGCCUUCAAGCAAACACAAAGAAAGUCCAAUUGCCUUUUGAAAAAGCAUCUAUAUGACAACCAUGACCUGGAUGAUUGAGAAUAUCCAUAGACACAUAGACAGCAUAAGAGGCACUGCUAGUGUCAUGGUAUCAUUGUGCAUGUUUCAUUAAUCUGAUGAAAACUCCAAAUAUAGUUGAUGCAUUAGGUCAACUAACUGAUUAUAUGGCAAUGCUUUCUAAGUAUCUUGCCAUACUAAAUGUGCAAAGCAAACAAGAUAUUUAAAAUCAAGAACAGGAAAAGGGAGAAAACAGCCAGUAGAAGCUAAUUAGCGGUGGAGACGAAAAUACUGAUAUUAUAUAAAUGUGACCUACCAUCAAAAACAGAAGAGUUUUCAGAGAAAUGUGGUGGGUUAUAAUUACCAUCAUCACAACCAUCAAAAAGGAAAAAGUUGGGAUUAUAUAAAUAUGUAUAUAUGAACUUAAUCACAAAUAUUGUGCCUGUGUUCCAGGACACUACAUUCUACACUUCAACUAUACUACAACUUAGCAUUUGAAUUUGCCCACAUCCUUAGGGAAAGCAAGAAUCGUUGAUGUAAAUAAGCAAAAGUAACCUAAGCAAAAUGCACAGUGUAGCUUUCUCCAAUGUCUCUCUCUUGUGUCAACAUAUUCUGUCCAUAAGAGCCACGGUGGCACAGUGGUUAGAAUGCAGAACUGCAGGCUACUUCUGCUGACUGCCAGCUGUCUGCAAUUUGGCAAUUUGAAUCUCACCAGGCUCAAGGUUGACUCAUCCUUCCAUCCUUCCAAGGUGGAUAAAAUGAGGACCCAGAUUGUUGGGGACAAUAUGUUGACUCUGUAAACUGCUUAGAGAGGGCUGUAAAGCACUGUGAAGCAGUAUAUAAGUAAGUGCUGUUGCUAGUGCUAUAUUAGCAUAGACUACAUUGCUCAUAUAUAAUGGUUCAUGUAAGAUGAGUGAGAUCCUAUAUGCAUACUUAACGCCUAGAGAUGUCUAGAUAUUCCCAAACUAUCAGCAUAUCGUGUUGUGCUAGCUCAGAAAGUAGGCAUCCACUUGAUCUUCUGCUAUGCCAUUUUAAUCCUGUUAUUUUGGAGGAUUGCACUUCUAAAAAAGCAAUACUGUGGUUUAUAUCGAGUUGAUAAGACAAAUUGAUAACCCAGGAACAAAAAUGGAUGAUCCCACUGAAAAUUAUUGGCCAUACGUUUUCAUCACAAUCCUCUCAAAAGUUCUCCUGCACCCCUGCUGGAGCUGUAUAAAAGCAAAGUAAAGAAUGCAAUAUGUAUUGAGAUUAUGAAGUAUUCUGUCUCUCUUGGUGUGUAUGUGUUGUUGUUUUUUUAAUAUUAGUUCUCUUGUACAAAUGCAAUUUUCAAUGCUUCUGGAAAUAGGAUUGGGAAAAAAAUCACUGUAAUCUUGUUAGGAUCAAACUUGCUAUCUUGUGCAAUUUAUAUAUGUAUUGUUGUUGUUGUUUUUGUAUCCCUAAAAUGCUGCCUUUUAUAGAGUGAACACUUUGGUAGUACAGCACAUAUAAUUGUGUUUUAAAGUCAAUUACAAAUAAACAAGCUUUUGAAG
Molecule: messenger RNA, 7531 nt
Organism: Ahaetulla prasina
Lineage: Eukaryota; Metazoa; Chordata; Lepidosauria; Squamata; Colubridae
Gene: PDGFD
Product: platelet derived growth factor D
Exons: 7
Coding region: 415-1548 (377 amino acids)
Biological process (GO): positive regulation of cell population proliferation; platelet-derived growth factor receptor signaling pathway; positive regulation of protein autophosphorylation
Cellular component (GO): membrane
Molecular function (GO): platelet-derived growth factor receptor binding; growth factor activity
Source: RefSeq, a predicted model, not a curated record